Messenger RNA from Euleptes europaea (tarantolino), 2459 nucleotides. It is a transcript of the gene PPP1R21, whose product is annotated as protein phosphatase 1 regulatory subunit 21. Gene Ontology annotation, cellular component: membrane; early endosome. The transcript has 22 exons. The record is from RefSeq and is a predicted model, not a curated record. The coding region runs from base 70 to 2421 and encodes 783 amino acids. Lineage: Eukaryota; Metazoa; Chordata; Lepidosauria; Squamata; Sphaerodactylidae.
UUCUGCCGUGGGUUGAGCCGCUGUGCGGCCGCUCUCCGGAUAGCGGGCUUUCAUCCGCUGCGGGCUACCAUGGCGGCAGCCGCCGAGCUGCAGGGGAAAUACCAGAAGCUGGCGCAGGAGUAUUCUAAGCUUCGAGCUCAGAAUCAGGUACUAAAAAAAGGUGUUGUGGAUGAACAAGCAAACUCAGCAUCCCUGAAGGAACAGCUGAAAAUGAAGGACCAGUCACUCAGAAAACUGCAACAGGAAAUGGACAGUUUGGCCUUUCGAAAUCAACAGUUGGCCAAGAGGGUAGAGCUGCUUCAGGAUGAACUUGCAUUAAGUGAAUCAAAAGGCAAGAAGAACAAGAAAAGUGGAGAGGUUUCAUCUCAGCUGAGCCAAGAACAGAAGAAUGUCUUUGAUGAAGACCUUCAAAAGAAGAUAGAAGAGAAUGAGCGACUGCAUAUUCAGUUCUUUGAGGCAGAUGAGAAACACAAGUGUUUGGAAUCAGAGCUGCGGAGCAGACUGGAGGUCUUGGAGAUGGAGGCUGCGCAGCACCAGGCGGUGGUGGACGGCCUGACGCGGAAGUACAUGGAUACGAUAGAGAAACUGCAGAAUGAUAAGGCCAAAUUAGAAAUUAAAUCUCAGACUCUGGAGAGGGAAGCCAAGGAUUGCAGGGUUCGAACAGAAGAAUGCCAGCAGCAGUUAAAGAAUCUUCAUUCUGACUUAGGUAGCAGGUUGGAUGAGUCGCUCCGCAUUAUCCGUGAAAAAGUACCUUUCAAUGACGCAAGAUCUAGCCAGUUCAAUGCUCUGAAUGUGCCAUUACACAACAGACGACGCCAGUUGAAGCUGCGUGACCUUGUUGGCCAGGCACUGACUUUUGUUCAAGAUCUGGUAACUGCUCUUCUGAAUUUCCACACCUACACAGAGCAACGAGUCCAGAUUUUUCCUGUUGAUUCUGCCACAGACACUAUAUCGCCAUUAAACCAGAAGUUCUCACAGUAUCUCCAUGAAAAUGCAUCCUACGUUCGCCCUCUGGAGGAAGGAAUGCUGCUCCUGUUUGAGAGUAUCACAGAGGAUACUGUCACAGUGCUGGAAACAGCUGUGAAAUUGAAAUCCUUUUCUGACUACCUAACGUCUUAUGUCCACUUUCUCAGGAAGAUUCUUCCUUACCAGUUGAAAAGUUUGGAAGAAGAGUGUGAAUCUUCUCUUUGCACAGCUGCGUUAAGAGCCAGGAACACGGAGCUCCAAAACGACAUGAAGAAGCUGACAGCCGUCUUUGAGAAGCUGCACACGUAUAUUAGUCUUCUUGCCUUACCAAGCACAAAGCCAGACAGGCUGCUUCGGACAAACUUCAGCUCAGUGUUCACAUAUGUUGCUUCAGCUCUUCAUGGAUUUCAUGAUAUCAUGAAAGAUAUUUCCAAGCAUUAUAGUCAAAAAGCGGCCUUGGAGCGUGAGCUCCCAACAUCCACACAGAAGCUAAUAACCACCAAUGACUGCAUCUUAUCGUCUGUGGUGGCGUUAACAAAUGGAGCAGGCAAGGUUGCCUCCUUCUUUAGCAACAAUUUAGACUGCUUCACUGCCUCACUGAGCUAUGGGCCCGAGGGAGGAACGGAGUUUAUCAACCCCCUCUCGGCCGAAUGCAUGCUUCAAUACAAGAAGAAAGCCGCUGCCUUCAUGAAAUUGCUGAAGAAGCCAUGCUGUGAUUCAGUGCCUUAUGAAGAGGCCUUGGCCAACCGCAGAAUUCUUCUGAGUUCCACUGAGAGCAGAGAAGGCCUCGCGCAGCAGGUGCAACAGAGUUUGGAGAAGAUUGCCAAACUGGAGCAGGAAAAGGAACACUGGAUGCUGGAGGCCCAGCUUGCCAAAAUCAGGCUGGAGAAAGAGAAUAGAAAGGUGGCCGAUAAACUCAAGAACUCUGGCAGUGGCCAAUUGAUCGAGGCGAGCCCGGAAAGUCCCGUCUUGCUGAAUGCAGCUGAGUUGGAGGAGGCUGCCACAGAGAAGGUUCUGAGGGAUCCCCUUAAAAGCACAAGUUUGGUUGGAAUGCUAACAAUGACUACUUAUGAUGAAGAGGUUCCAGAAGCUGAUACCCGGGAAGAUUUGAUAAAGAACCACUAUAUGGCAAGGAUAGUGGAGCUUACGUCUCAGUUGCAGCUGGCUGAUAGCAAAUCAGUGCAUUUCCACGCGGAGUGCCGAGCACUUGCAAAGCGACUUUCUUUAGCUGAGAAAUCUAAAGAAUCGUCAACGGAAGACAUGAGGCUAGCCAAACAGAGCAUCACCAGAUUACAGGAUGAGUUGACGACAACCAAGAGAAGCUAUGAAGACCAGUUAAGUAUGAUGAGCGACCACCUCUGCAGUAUGAACGAAACCCUAUCCAAACAACGGGAAGAAAUAGAUACACUAAAGCUGGCAAGUAAGGGAAAUUCCAAGAAGAAUAAGAACCGAUAGUAUCAGCUAGUUGGCUGCCUUUCGGAUCUUGCUGCUGC